Molecule: messenger RNA, 793 nt
Organism: Perca flavescens (yellow perch)
Lineage: Eukaryota; Metazoa; Chordata; Actinopteri; Perciformes; Percidae
Product: vicilin-like seed storage protein At2g18540
Exons: 1
Coding region: 14-793 (259 amino acids)
Source: RefSeq, a predicted model, not a curated record
AGUGAAGAGAAGAAUGGAACAAGAGAAAGCAGAUAUUGAACAUGAGAGAGCCAAACAACUGGAAGAAAUGGAGGAAAACAUCAACAAGGAGCGCAAGGAGAGAAAGAAAGAACAGGAAAUGAGAGAAGAAGAAGACAGGAAGAAGAGAAGGCAGGAAGAACUUCAACAACAGGAGUGGGAGCAAACACUUGGAGCUCUUAAGUCAGAAUCAGAAGAAAAGUUGGAGCAGAGUAGAGAAGAGAUGAGAAGGAAACGAGAGGACUGGGAAAAGGAAAGAGAUGAAUGGUGGGACAAACGAAAUCAAGAAAAUGAACAGAAACGACAUGAGGAGCAAACAAGACUUAAAAAACUCCAAGAAGAAUAUGAGCAGGAAAGAGAAAAAUAUGAAAAUAAAAUAAAAGAAGAAGAUCGAAACAGAAGAGAACAGGAGGAAAAGGAGAGAAAAGAAUUGGAGGAAAACUAUAAGAAACAACUGGAGGACAUGAAGAAGAAAUAUGAAGAGGAGGCCAGAAAACAGGCUGAAGAGUUCAAUGAGUUCAGACAGAAAUACACCAAGGACUUCACAGCGUUGGUGGAGAAGCACAUGGAGGAAAUACAGGACAUGAAGCAAAGGCAUGAGAGACAGAUGCAAGAGUCAGCAGUGAGACAUGGUCAACAGUACAAUCUGUUAAAAGACCUCUCAAGUUACAAAGAAGAAACACUGAAAAAAGAAACGGAGAACAUGAAGAAACAGCAUGAAGAGGAAAUUAGAAAGUUGAAAGAAGAAUACAAAAGUAAAUGUAUCAUCCUUUGA